Messenger RNA from Paraphaeosphaeria sporulosa, 1128 nucleotides. RefSeq lists its product as uncharacterized. Bases 117 to 1046 code for a protein of 309 amino acids. The transcript has 2 exons. The record is from RefSeq and is a predicted model, not a curated record. Lineage: Eukaryota; Fungi; Ascomycota; Dothideomycetes; Pleosporales; Didymosphaeriaceae.
GUUGGCUCGCCCGGGACCAGCAAUACACGGUAGGACUUCGAGCGCCACGCGGUCUGUUCGAUGCUCCUUCUUGUUUCGAACAAUCGUGUCUAGGAAACCAAGGUCUUUUCUGCGAUAUGGACUACGGAGUACGACCGGUCAUUUCCUACUCACCAGAUCGACUCUCCGAUUGCUUUGACGCUUGUGUUCACAACACGCAGAUGAUGCAUAACCUGGAAAAAUGGGGUCCAGCACUUCAUAACUUGCGUGGUCAGAAGGGCUAUCUGGAAGGAAUGCUAUCUAAGACUGUGACAACGCUCAAUGCCCUCCGCGACCGACAGACCCGUAACCAAUGCAUAUUGAGCACCAACCCGACUCCCCGCACGAAACGGAAGAAGAUUCAGCAGGACAGAUGGAGAACGGACAAGACGAUCCAGACAUGCGAGAACGAGGAGAAAAUCAUACUCGACUGUCUCCGAGUUUGCGAGAACAACAUUCAGACAUUAGAAGCUAUCAUCUAUCCGCCGGAAUCGUCCUUGAACAGCGCAGAACACUACGGUAGCAACUCUUACGGGGAACUAGACACAGCCUCAUUUGACUGGCAAGGCUGGACAGACGACCUGGUCAUCUCUCCAUUCGAGCGGACACGCACAGGUCCACUGCCGCUGGACGAGGUCUCACCCGAUACGAUGGCUGGCUGCACACAACCCAGAUCAGCAUUUCUUGUGGCGCCGCCAAAUUCCGCAUACACCAAGUUCAUGCCAAGGCCAGAAGCGACAACUUUCAAGCCAAGUGCUGCCCACAUGCAACUGUCCGUCACGCAGCUGGCUAGGGAGUUGGACAAGCUCACUAUUUCUGGCUUCUUGGCUUCGAAGCGUAUGAGUUCGAUCCACAGGCGUCGCUUCUCUGACGAGGCUAUCGCAUUUCGACGCUUCCCGAGCACCGUUGAACCUACACCCACACGGAAGGGCUCAUCCUCGAGCUGGCCUGGCCAGCGUCGGCUUCGUGGGAAUGAAGACAGAGGGUCUGCAGGCAAGGCCAGGCUCAAGAGGUGUAUUUCUAUCUGAGCACGUCACAGCAGGCAUGCAGAUGCCCCUGUGCGAUGUUUGCGUUGUACAUUAUUUCCAAUGGCACUCGACUGGCUCUGGU